AUGUUACAAUUGCUAGGAGUACCUGGAACUUAUGCCAGGAGACUCGGGGCACAAGGCAUGUUUAAGGUUCAGUCAUAUCAGGGAAUCUGGUAUGAUGACACAGCCCUAAAUGGAAUUGCUCUUCACUGCUCUAGACCCAUUGGCUCCACCGGUAUUGUUGGGGGCUUCACAACUAUCAGAUCUGCUGUAGGAAGCUGGGGGUAUUGGUCAUCGCCUAUUUGGUGCCCCAGUGGAGUACUGAAAGCUUUCCAGCUGCGAGUAGAGGGUUUUCAGGGAUGGCUGGAUGAUACUACUGCUAACAACAUAAGGUUCAAAUGCUCCACGGGCUCUGUGUUGGAAGGCCGUGGUAUGACCUGGGGUACCUGGGGUUCCUGGAGCUCGCUUUGUGGUGGAACUGGGAUUUGCGGCAUCCAAACAAAAGUGGAAUCGCCUCAGGGCAUAUGGGAUGACACCACUCUUAAUAAUGUCAUCUUCAGUUGCUGCUACUAAGCAUGAACUGAGAGGACAAGAACAUGAAUGAAGACAACUACAUUUAACAAAUAAUCUAAAUCUCUUUAUUUGUCAUGAAAUCAUAUAUAUGAG
This is a messenger RNA of Tachysurus vachellii, 582 nucleotides long. Its product is annotated as vitelline membrane outer layer protein 1 homolog. The transcript is spliced from 6 exons. The record is from RefSeq and is a predicted model, not a curated record. The coding region runs from base 1 to 489 and encodes 162 amino acids. NCBI's taxonomy places the organism in Eukaryota, Metazoa, Chordata, Actinopteri, Siluriformes, Bagridae.